This is a messenger RNA of Symbiodinium sp. CCMP2592, 1020 nucleotides long. The record is from the annotation of a GenBank genome assembly. NCBI's taxonomy places the organism in Eukaryota, Dinophyceae, Suessiales, Symbiodiniaceae.
AUGCCUUCGCGAACCUUGCCGCCGGAGGCCCGUGCUUCCCAGAGGCCGGCUGCGAGCCAGGGUGGAACUUUGUUCGGAGCGGGGCGAGGCCUUGGGGAAGCCGAGGUGGAGAGGCUACGUGCUUUGGCGGGGCCGGCACCGAGGGCUGGUCAAGUGGAGCGCCGGGCAGCACAGGGCUCUGGGCUGCUGGAGGAUUUUCAUGCGGAAGCCGAACUUGGAGCCCUGCCGCCUCCGGAUGUUCAGGACCCUGGGGAGGAGGCACCUACUGCCACUACGACUUUGCAGGCGUUGCUGUUGGCGCAAAUGCGCCAAAAUGCGGUGCUUCUGGAGCGCCUAGCUUCUGGCAGCAAGUCGGGAGACGGUGUGCAGGACGUGCUCGCCGCCGGUGGGGGCAGCGCCAACGACAGCUCCGGAGGCAUAAAAGGACACCUGGCACGGGAAGCGUUCAUCAAGCAGGUGAGCGACUUGACUUCAGUGGCCAGCCGGGUGCAAGCCAAUGCGCUCCAGGAGCUGGGGCGCACUCAAGCCGAACCAGGCUUGAUGCGCGAGUACAUCGAGAAGAGGGUUCCUCUGCAGGACCAGCGGUUGUUGCAGACCUUUGCGGCGCUGACCGCGUUCGGCUGGGAGCAGGGCUUCCGAUCAGGGAACACAGAGCUGCAAGGUUUUGCGAGUCGCCUGCUCCUCUUCAUCGAACAGAGCGCCCUGGACGCUGGGAAAACUCAGCUGGGUUACCUCCUGAGCGGCUAUCCGGAUCCUUCUCCUUUGGGUUUUACGGCUCGCCGCGCCCCUGGCCUGAAGAGCUUCUCGCGGCUGACGCCGCCCCAAUGGAUGGCGGCGAACCUUGCCUACCUGAAGGACCUGGACUACGCCGAGACGAGGAUAGCUCAACUUGGAGCGGGCCGGCCGCCGAAGCCUCCGACGACAGACCCAGGCAACACCGCCACCGAGGAGGACGACAAGCCACCAAAACCGCCAAGGAGGCCACCACGCCGCCCCAAGAAUCCCGAUGCAACCACUUAG